AUGGACGGCGGGAUGUCUGGUGAAGGUGCCAGCCUCUGGACGGUUGCUUAUAUCCCUAAUUCUAUCAUUGCUCAGCGAGACUCGACCCAGUUGAGUCUGGAAACGCCAAAUAAUGCAGCUGAAUAUGUGUUGUCAUCACUGGACAAGAUAGCGAAUUGGGGACGGCAAGGCUCCAUGUGGCCCAUGACAUUCGGUCUUGCAUGUUGUGCAGUUGAAAUGAUGCACAUAGCUGCUGCUCGCUACGAUCAGGAUCGACUGGGGAUAAUGUUCCGGGCGAGUCCCCGUCAAUCUGACAUCAUGAUUGUUGCGGGAACUCUGACGAAUAAGAUGGCACCUGCUUUGCGGAAAGUGUAUGAUCAAAUGCCAGAGCCAAGAUGGGUUAUCUCUAUGGGUUCUUGUGCAAACGGUGGCGGCUAUUAUCAUUACUCAUACUCCGUCGUGAGGGGAUGCGAUCGGAUCGUGCCCGUUGACAUUUACGUACCGGGAUGCCCACCGACGGCGGAAGCUUUGCUUUAUGGCCUGUUGCAGCUACAGCGUAAAAUGAGGAGAAACAGGAAAAGUGUUAUCUGGUACCGCAACAAAUAA
Messenger RNA from Cantharellus anzutake, 585 nucleotides. RefSeq names its product NADH-quinone oxidoreductase. Gene Ontology annotation, biological process: electron transport coupled proton transport; aerobic respiration; mitochondrial respiratory chain complex I assembly. The transcript is spliced from 6 exons. Lineage: Eukaryota; Fungi; Basidiomycota; Agaricomycetes; Cantharellales; Hydnaceae. Gene Ontology annotation, molecular function: NADH dehydrogenase (ubiquinone) activity; 4 iron, 4 sulfur cluster binding; quinone binding. The record is from RefSeq and is a predicted model, not a curated record. Bases 1 to 585 code for a protein of 194 amino acids.